Lates calcarifer (barramundi perch) is the source of this 1854-nucleotide messenger RNA. Its product is annotated as leucine-rich repeat-containing protein 17. The coding region runs from base 284 to 1681 and encodes 465 amino acids. The record is from RefSeq and is a predicted model, not a curated record. Gene Ontology annotation, cellular component: plasma membrane. The transcript has 7 exons. Lineage: Eukaryota; Metazoa; Chordata; Actinopteri; Centropomidae. Gene Ontology annotation, molecular function: protein binding.
CACUAAAACUUUCAAAAGGCAAAAAGCUGUGGCCUGUCUGCAAGUGAAGCUGUGGCUAUAUACCAAACCGAGGAGCGCACCAACUGACCUGAGUGCAGCCGGACAGGUUGAGGUGGAUGAGUUUGUGGCAGCCCUUUCCUGUGGUCAGGCUAAAAAGCAGCUGUGUUUCGUCAACAAUAACACUGUUGGUCCAGUUGCUUCUGUUUUCGUAAGACUUUCAUCCUAAACUCCUGCUUUGGCUCCAGCUCAUCUUACUGAAAAGAUAAUCCCUGCAGGGCUCAGAAUGCAUGUGACCUCCUGUCUCCUCUUCUCCUUCCUGAUCCUCCUCCUGCUCUCGUCCAUUGAGAUGAAAAAGCCGGGGAGGGGCAGAGGCCUCAAAGGAGCAAGGCACAAGCUCACACGGGACAGAGCACGAGGCACUGGGCGCCACAGCAGAUCGGGCCCCUCCAGACUUGUGUCACCUGCCUGCUCAGAGUCGACAGAAUCUGGAGAUUUCUUCGUGGACUGUCAGGACCGACGUCUCUCUUCCAUUCCCUCUUCACAAACCUGGUCCAAAGCCCCCAAACACCUCCUUAUGGCUCGCAACCGGAUCAAGGUCCUUCGUGAUGGAGCCCUUUUUGGAUAUGAGAGUUUAACUAGUCUAGACCUGCAGCAGAACCAGAUCUCUUUAGUGGAGGAAGGAGCCUUUCAGGGCCUGACACGCCUUACAACCCUGCUGCUGCAGCACAACCGCCUGGGAACACUUAGCGAGGAGGCCCUCAUCCCCAUGCCAAACCUUCGCUAUCUUCGUUUAUAUGAUAAUCCCUGGAACUGUCUCUGCCCUUUGGAUAGUCUCAUACGCACCCUUCAGGUCCCAAGCAACCGGAAUUUUGGAAAUCAUGCCAGGUGUGCAGAGCCCAUCAGGCUAAAAGGCAUGAAGAUGAAGCAGGUUGACCCUGAGUUACUCUGUAAGGAGUCAGACCCGACCGGCGACCCACAGGGCGACCAAACAAACCCCAUUGAACCUGUAGAGCCAAGUCCAAUACGCAGCAAACCAGAUGCCACCACAUCCUGCCAUAUCUACAUUUUCCCUGAAAUGCGAAUGGACUGCAGUAAACGAGGUCUAACUGAGGUGCCCACAGGUAUUCCAGAUGAUGUUGUUCACAUUGAUCUGUCCUAUAAUUCGAUCCGUCAUCUCAGAGCCAGAGAUUUCCAAGGCGCAAGGAGCCUCAGAACCCUUAUCCUCAGUAAUAACUACAUGGAGCAUAUCGACACAGCAUCUCUGUCUGGGCUCCUGCACCUCAGAGAGCUGGACUUGUCUGACAACAGCCUGCAUUUUGUCCAGUAUGGGGUUCUCGAAGACCUUUACUUCCUGUCUCAGCUAAAACUGGGAGGAAACCCUUGGGUGUGUGACUACAGCAUCCACUACAUGGUGUACUGGCUACGUCUGCACCCAGGAGUGAGGCACUCUGGCCUGUUCUGUCGCUCCCCUCCUGAACAUACUGGGGAGAGUGCGGAGGCCUAUGUGCAUUCCUACAACAGAGAGUGUCCAAAAGACAGACAGCACAGCAGAACCGAUCAAGACGAAACAAACCCAGAGCUUUGGAACACACCGAUGGAAGUGCAGGGAGAGCUGGAGGAGGAGCUGGAGCCGAGCCACUUGAGAGUGCCGCAGAAAUACCAGAUCAUCAGACUGUCCUGACUCGAGUGAAAACCUGACCUGAAAUCUGGCUUUUAAAAUGCUUUUUGUUUUCCUGUCUUUCAUUUACUUUCAGUAUUAAACAAGUCUGUAUCAGAUGGAGAAACUACAUUUUUCAGUGUCACUUUUAUGUUUUGUCAGUGUUGUGUAAUCAAAAUAUAAGAUUUGUCAACUUA